AUGAUCAUGAACAAAAGCUUUAUCCGCGCCCACUUAACCCUAACAGUCGAUUUUGCUAACCAGGAUGACAUUGACCUCCUUCUACUCCACAUAAUUUCUUGUGACAGUAGCAGCACCUUCGGCCACAAAACGAUCGUUUCCGAGAUAAAAGAUGAGGUUCACUACUGUGUGCAUUAUGAUAACCAGGCUUUUGAUGUGUACUCCAAGAUCGAAUUUCCAAUUGCUCCAAAGCAAGAACUGUGCAAUUCUCAUUUUCGUGUGGUCGGCACUUGUAGUAGGCUAAUCUGCCUUGCGGAUGAUAUCCUCCGUUAUGGUUACAACUUCUUUAUAUGGAACCCAGCCAUUAGAAAGUUAGUGACCCUUCCCAGGCCUGGAGUUACCUUUAGGACGCAUGGUGGGUAUGAUGCUUCUAUUGGGUUCGGUUUUGAUGCUAUGACCAAUGACUAUAAGGUUGUGCGAAUUGUAACUUUACAACAUGAAGAUGAGGGGCCAACUGUAGCUGAGGUUUAUUCCCUAGCCACUGGCACAUGGAGGAGUCUUGGUUGUGUUUCUCCUGCAUGUGGAACAGAUGGAGCUGCAUCCAAUGCUUUUGUUAAUGGGAUUCUUCAUUGGCCUGUAGUCUCAAACGGCGAUGGUUGCUAUUUUAUUUUGACGUUUGACCUGGGCAAGGAGGUGUUCGGUAAGAUACCUAUGCCGAAGAUUAUCCAUUGGAAUCCCAAGUGGGGAUUGCAAUUGUCUGUUUCCGAAAACAGAAAAUCUGUUGCUCUGUUUAUGAGGGAUAACAGUUGUAAAGAUUUCAUGAUGGAUAAUAGGUGUGAAGAUUCUGUUCUUGAUAUAUGGGUGAUGAAAGAGUAUGGCAGAAAGGAAUCAUGGACCAAAUUGAUUACUCUCGGUCCACAAGGUCCAGAAAGACUUUUACCCAGGGCCUUAUGUUUUAGCAAGAGCGGGGAAGUACUGUUACUGCUAACAAAAGAAGGGAGGCGGGAACUAGUUUCACUAGACCUUGUGAGCAAACAGUUUAAAAAUCUUGGGAUUUCUGGAUAUAAAUAUUGUACUGUUGAUUUUUAUAAAGAGAGCCUCCUCUUACUCGACAAGAGUGAUGCAGAGUCUUAUUAAGAGAAAGAACAGGUAUGUAUUA
Messenger RNA from Prunus mume (Japanese apricot), 1138 nucleotides. Its product is annotated as F-box/kelch-repeat protein At3g23880-like. Lineage: Eukaryota; Viridiplantae; Streptophyta; Magnoliopsida; Rosales; Rosaceae. The record is from RefSeq and is a predicted model, not a curated record.